Messenger RNA from Aspergillus eucalypticola CBS 122712, 411 nucleotides. RefSeq lists its product as uncharacterized. NCBI's taxonomy places the organism in Eukaryota, Fungi, Ascomycota, Eurotiomycetes, Eurotiales, Aspergillaceae. The transcript has a single exon. The record is from RefSeq and is a predicted model, not a curated record. Bases 131 to 361 code for a protein of 76 amino acids.
AUCGCACUGUCUCCCACGCAAACAUAUUCCGCUCUGGCCCGCAAGUAGAGUCAUCCCCUGCGGCAUUCUGAUACAACUGAGCCACUGCAGGCCGUCAGACCGCAAACUCCCUCUCGUAUAUGUACAUAAGAUGGAUAAGGAGCCGCGUCGAUCCCCACGGCUUGCUUGUUCACCACAAAGCAUUGGACAAGCCUUGUUGGUUACACUUGGCUCUGCUUCAGUGAACGUCUUCUUGAGCCUUCGACGACCAAUACGAGCCGCACCUACUUAUAUCAUCCCUUACGUUAUCUGCAAAUGUAGUGGAGUCUUGACUGUCCAACCAACAUCAUCCCAGUGCCUACUUGUUUGGGAUCUGAUGUGAAAGUCUCGAGAUAACAUACUUUGUGGAGAAUGGCCGGAUUUUCUAUAGAU